AUGUGCAACCUCACCCUCACCUUUUGCCCAACCUGUUCGAAGGUUGCGGCUCCAUCUCUAGUCGAAAAGUGCGCUGACCGAUCUGACGCAGCCCACACUCCCAUUACUACCAAAAUCACUGCCAUGAACCCUUGCAUUCGAUGCAGCAAUCGCAACCAACCAUCCAAUCCCACCGGCGUCCUCACUCGAGACAUCCUCGAAGACAUGUGCUUGAAAAUCCCCGAAUGGCAUCCCACUACACCACAGGAGCCCAUUCCUGGGAUUCUUCCAAACUGGAAUUCCGAGACCUUGACUCGCGCUCAAGAUCAAGAACUCUUCUUCGAACACAUCACACAGAGCCACAGCUUAGAAGUCAAGAAUCGACAAGAUUUGCCAAGUCAACGUAGUGGAUUCCCGUUGUGUUUGAUUGCUGGAAUCAAGCAGAGACCUUCACCUGUGAAUCGAGGACUUGCGAGAUCACGGCCAGAGAGAUCAAAGUUUACUUCACCCCCACUAUCUUGGAACAACAACCCUAGAACUAGAAGACUUGGUGUUGCGCCAGCACCACGAGUUGCAUCACUUCAAACAGACUCUACGCCGUCGGGAACACCCGAUCGUUUGGUCCCAGGGGGAAACCAUCAAAGAAGUCAAGCUCAAGAGGAAUCUUCCAUCGUAUCUCCACCACUCAGACUCCAAAUCCCACCUCAAAGACGAUCUUCCAGUGGAACCCAAGGUCCAGAAUCCACCCCCUUAUCAGCCUCAUCAUCCACACCAUCCCGUUCCGAAUACCCUCUCUCAGAAUCAUCAAUCCAGAAAGAGACAUUCAGCCCCCUAGCCUUCGCUCAAAUCCCCACGCAUUACGACACACGACGACCUUCCAUUCCCACACCUUCUCGCGUUCCUCCAACCCAACCACAACUCCAAGCACGCGAAAAACACGAGACUAUCAACCAAAUAUCUCCACGCACUCGAGAAUAUCAAAAAGAACUCAAACGUCAAAAUCUCGAGAGCGAACGAAUGCGUAUAUUGCAACAACUCGAUGCGCCGCCACGACAUGUCAAGGAUGUAGAAUUCAAGAGCGUACGACCCAAGCGUAGCUUGAGAUUGCUUCCGAGUCUUCCAUCGUUCGGUUCCUUACGGUUUGAUGUUUGA
Molecule: messenger RNA, 1131 nt
Organism: Botrytis byssoidea
Lineage: Eukaryota; Fungi; Ascomycota; Leotiomycetes; Helotiales; Sclerotiniaceae
Exons: 1
Coding region: 1-1131 (376 amino acids)
Source: RefSeq, a predicted model, not a curated record